CCGCUGCCCCGAGCCGGAAGCGGAAGCGGCGGGGCGCGCGCGUCUAUGAGGCGGCGAAGUGCAUAUUUCCAUGUGAAGAUGUGUACUUGAGCUGCUGAAGACGUACUCAGUUUUCCCCAUAAAUGUGUGAUGCCUGAGGUCAAAGGGGUGUAAAAUGGCUAAGAGAGUUGCAGAGAAAGAGCUGACGGACAGGAACUGGGAUCAAGAAGAAGAAACAGAGGAGAUGGGAACUUUCUCAGUGGCCAGCGAAGACGUUUUGAAGAACCGAGCAAUUAAGAAGGCAAAGCGUAGAAAUGUGGGAUCAGAGUCUGACAGUGGAGGUGCUUUUAAAGGUUUUAAAGGUUUUGUUCUGUCUUCUGGAAGUGCUGGGUUUUCUGGCUUUGGCAAUGGCAACGGAACAAAGCCCUUAGUACUAUCCAACGGUAGCAGCAGCGCUACAAAUACUUCAUCAUACAUUGGCUUCAAGGCAGCUGCUGAAACACCAACUACAUUAAUCAGCCCCGUGGUGUCCAGUGGCUCAAUAAAUACUACAGUGGCCGAGAAGAAACCUCCCAGCCUAGAAACGAAUGGCGAGAGUCAGCAGCCUCCGUCCUCGGGAUCCACUCGAAGCCCAGUGUGCAGCUCUGACGUGUACCACAAGCAGCUGGCUGCUCUCAACUGUUCGGUGCGUGACUGGAUAGUAAAGCAUGUCAAUGCCAACCCGCUCUGUGACUUGACGCCCAUCUUCAGAGACUAUGAGAAAUACCUAGCCGAGAUAGAACAACACGGGAUCAGUAGCGACAGUGGCUCGGAAAGCGAUAGCAACAAGGCGGCCAGUGGCCAGCUCAGCGCCGCAUUUGGCAGUUCGAAUCUUCAACAAGCCUCGCCAUUUUUCUUUAGCAGCAACAAGUCUGAGGAUUUGCCUGGAAAGAGUGUGGAACUGGAGAAGAAACCAAAACCAGAACCAAAACUAGGGUCUAAGUCAGCAGUCACGUUUACUUUUGGCAAGAGCGUUGACAGCUCUGGCCUGAAUUCUAGUGCAUUGCCUAAAUUCUCAUUCUCUUCUGGAAGCGCCAGUUUAUUUGGAAAAGACGCGAGCCAGGGUAGUGUUCCUUCGUUUUCUAGCAAGGCGUCAGAUACAUGGAUGGAAAGUUCCAGCAACGAAGAUAAAGGAGGUGGUGAGGAGGAGGAGGAGCCACCAAAAGUUGUUGUUAGUGAAAUAAAGGAAGAUGACGCCUUCUACUCGAAAAAAUGCAAAAUCUUCUACAAGAAAGACAACGAAUUUAAAGAAAAAGGUGUAGGAACGUUACACUUGAAGCCUGCAGGAAAUCAGAAGACUCAGCUGUUAGUACGGGCAGACACCAAUUUAGGCAACAUACUGCUGAACAUUUUGGUGCCCCCUAACAUGCCAUGCUCAAGGACAGGGAAGAAUAACGUCCUUAUUGUCUGCAUUCCAAACCCACCCAUCGAUGAGAAGAACGCCGCUGUUCCUGUUCCUAUGCUGAUCCGGGUCAAAACGAGCGAGGAUGCUGACGAACUGCACAAAAUCCUGACGGAGAAGGAGGAGGCCUGAGGAUGUGGGAUGCUGGGAGGAGAACUUACCAAACUGCU
Euleptes europaea (tarantolino) is the source of this 1590-nucleotide messenger RNA. It is a transcript of the gene NUP50, whose product is annotated as nucleoporin 50. Gene Ontology annotation, biological process: protein import into nucleus. The coding region runs from base 155 to 1552 and encodes 465 amino acids. The record is from RefSeq and is a predicted model, not a curated record. The transcript is spliced from 9 exons. Gene Ontology annotation, cellular component: nuclear pore. NCBI's taxonomy places the organism in Eukaryota, Metazoa, Chordata, Lepidosauria, Squamata, Sphaerodactylidae.